This is a messenger RNA of Populus euphratica (Euphrates poplar), 1238 nucleotides long. RefSeq names its product cinnamoyl-CoA reductase 1-like. Gene Ontology annotation, biological process: steroid biosynthetic process. The record is from RefSeq and is a predicted model, not a curated record. The transcript is spliced from 5 exons. Gene Ontology annotation, molecular function: oxidoreductase activity, acting on the CH-OH group of donors, NAD or NADP as acceptor. NCBI's taxonomy places the organism in Eukaryota, Viridiplantae, Streptophyta, Magnoliopsida, Malpighiales, Salicaceae. The coding region runs from base 153 to 1070 and encodes 305 amino acids.
ACCUACGUCCCAGUCCAACUCCCUCUGCCCCAAGAGUUCAGACAAUCAAAGAGAAUCACCAUUUCCAAACUCGGCUCCCUACAGCACAAAACACAGUACAACUCUCCAAAAUUAAUCAAAAAGGGUACUCACCUUUCUCUCUUCCAUCUUAAAUGGCACCAGCUUCUUUCAAUCCUAUUUCAAACACAGUUUGUGUAAUGGAUGCUUCAGGCAGCCUUGGCUUGAGCUUGGUUCAAAGGCUCCUCCAAAGAGGCUACAUGGUUCAUGCUGCAGUUCAAAACCGUAAUUGUGAGUUGCAACUCAACGGUCUAUCUUGUGAAAACAAGAAGCUGAAGAUUUUCUAUGCAGACCCUUUUGACUAUAAGAGCAUAAUCGAUGCAUUGAGAAGUUGUUCUGGUUUGUUUUAUACCUUUGAGCCUCCAGUAGACCAGCCCACUUAUGAUGAAUCCAUGACAGAAGUGGAGGUGAGAGCAGCACACAAUGUUCUGGAAGCAUGUGCACAAACUGACACAAUUGACAAGGUUGUGUUCACAUCCUCGGCAACAGCUGUUAUUUGGAGAGAUGAUCGCAAAUCCGAGAUAGCAGACCUUGAUGAGAGACACUGGAGUGAUAUCAAUUUCUGUCGUAAAUUUAAGUUAUGGCAUGCCCUAUCAAAAACACUAGCAGAGAAGACAACUUGGGCGUUGGCAAUGGACAGAGGAGUGAAUAUGGUAUCUGUCAAUGCAGGCUUGCUGGUGAGUCCUGAACUUUCCAUCAAGAACCCAUAUUUGACAGGAGCAGCAGAAUUGUAUGAAGAUGGGGUUUUUGUGACUGUUGACCUAAAUUUCCUGGUGGAUGCCCACAUAUGCAUCUAUGAAGAUGUGUCAUCGUAUGGACGCUAUCUAUGCUUCAAUCAUGUUGUUAAUCGGCACGAGGAUGCUAUCGAGCUUGCUUCCAUGUUAACUCCUUCCGCACCUUCACUCCCUCAGAGCUCUGACCAGGACGUGAAGAUCAUUCAACAAAGGAUAAGCAACAAGAAAUUGAACGAAUUGAUGGUUGGUUUUGAGAGCGGUCCCCAGCUUGUGGAUUGAUGGGAACCUUGUCUGAAAUUGCUGAUCGGUGAUGGAGGCAGCUCACCACACUUGCAAGUACUGUAUUAAAACGUUGUUGUAUUGACGUCGACCGGCUUCAUGGGUCAUGCAACUGUGUAUAUAUAGUUCUUUUCACAUCUUAAUAAGUGGGAGAAAUUAACAUGAGUA